AUGGUAGACGACAAUUACAAAUUCUGGUAUGAUAUGUUGAAGACGGUGAGUGACGUUUGUAUUCGGUUCUCUUUUUUCGGUAUUAGACAACAAUAAGGUUUGAUAUGAGGGACAAAAGACGCUUAACGAGUUGAGCAUGUCUUACUAAUAUAGUUACUUCUUUUGCUUGAAAUUUGAGUCACCACUGUCCAUUCUUUUACGAAAGACAGCUGUUGCCUGAGGGCUUUUGAUAGAUGACGGUUAUUAGGCCAUUCGAGAAAAGUUUUACAGUAAGGAGAUCUUGUUUCGUAAGUUGUGUUAGUUAUUCGCCAACUGCUUUUAGACGAUGAUUAUCCGCCAACUUCGUCUCGAGGGAUGGAGUAAACAAUUCAGCCGACUAAUUAAUGGGGAUCAGAUCAGAGAACUCGAGAUGAUGACAACCACCAAAAUUAUAGUCGAAGAGGACUGUAUUCAAAUAUUCGGAACUCCCCGAGGAACUAGAAAAGCCCGAGAUCUACUCCGAUCCAUUAUAUUGUCUUUGAUUUUGGAUAAUGAACCCGAAGUUUCCGAAGUCAAAGAAGAACGGCCACACCAAACUACUAAUUACAGUAUCCUCAAGUCCUGGAAGAACAAACUUUUGCAGUUACGGAAGUUGUUAAGGCACGAUAAGACCGAAAAAAUAAAUAUUUGA
Molecule: messenger RNA, 670 nt
Organism: Bursaphelenchus xylophilus (pine wood nematode)
Lineage: Eukaryota; Metazoa; Nematoda; Chromadorea; Rhabditida; Aphelenchoididae
Source: the annotation of a GenBank genome assembly